AAAAAAACAAAGGCAAGAAAAAGAAAGCACAGAUAUUAUCAUACUAUUUGAUUACUUGGUGAAGCAAGCCAAACGCAUCCGUAGACUGGCACGAGCUAAAGCAUGGCAUCACCAGUCAAACGCCAUUCUCUCACGCAACCGCCACGCUCUCCUCGUCUCUAUUAUUUACGCACAACCUCUCCUCUACUUCCAUUUCAGUAGCUCGCAUUUCUUCUCCGAGGUGAUGGCGCUGCGUUUAGCUGAUUUCACUGCGACACCGGAGAAAUGUUAUAGUAAGGUUUUGUCGACGAGAUUGACUGUUAGGUCCAGUUGUUUCUUCAUGUGCUCUACACGUAAUUUUGAAUUUAACAACAGAAAAGAGUUACGGAAAUUGAGAUGUUCUCUGUGGUCUACGUCUAAUGAUAAACCUAAGGAGGUUUUAUCUCCGUUGCGAUUAGCUUCGGAGGAUGCUGUUUAUACUUCUGAUUUGGAGAAGGAAGAAUCUGGACAUGUUAUUAGGUUCAGGAUGUCUGAUUUUAAACUGAUUGAUCGUGUCAGUAUCGGCCUUGGUGGUCGGGCUGAUGAGGUUGUUUAUGAAGCUAUUGUAAAGAAUUCUAGCAGUCCUUUGUAUAAUACUAAAGUUGUGCUUAGACAGCUUGUCACCGAACAAGCUCAACGUAGAGGAAAGCGAGCAAUUGAGGUACUGAAGAAGCUCGUUCGUCAAAGGCCGCUUUACUAUUCUUAUUCAAUGCAAGUUCAUGGUUACUUUUGCUCACCUGCACCUAGUGGGCGUGAUUCGUUUACCCUGGUUCAUGGGUAUCAUGGCAGUUUUUCCUUACAACAUUGGCUUCAACAGUCAGACUGGCUUCCUACCUUGGAAGCUACUCUUGUGUUGGAUGAGGAAUCCGUCAGGAGGGUGGGAGAUGACACAAUUGGAGGACCUGCAGUCUCUCGGCAGUUGCGAAUCAUUCGUAUAUUGAUGAGGGAUCUCUUAAUUGGAGUGAAUUACUUGCACAGUCAUGGACUUGCCCACACAGAGUUGAGACUGCAGAAUGUUCACAUAAGCCCAGUGGACAGACAUAUCAAAGUUGGAUUACUAGGGAAUGCUGCAGACUUUUACACGGAUGGUUCAAAUAAUACUGCAUUGGACAACAGCGUAGACCGGCGUCAGAUGAUGAUUGCCUUUGACAUGAGAUGCCUCGGAUUCAUGAUGGCAAAAAUGGUGCUGCAAGAACUCAUGGAUCCGUUAAUUUUCACGAAGUUCAAAUCAUUCCUAAUGAAGGGAAAUGACCCUUCAUGCUUGCGGGAAUUUUUAUUGCAAAUACUCGGUAGGAAUUCUCCAUCUGGCAGUCCUGGACUUCAAAUACUUGAUCGAAAUUCAGGUGCAGGGUGGAACCUUUUGUCGUUAUUGCUUGCUACCAAACAUUCUAAAAGAAUAAGUUGCUUGGAUGCUCUUAGACAUCCAUUUCUAUGUGGACCUAAAUGGAGGGUUGUCCCUUCAAUGGACAUCAUUAGAUGGGGACUUGGUUCAACUGCAGUGCGCAUUACAGAAGAAUACAUAUAUAGCCAGCCACAGCGGAAUAGAAUUGCCUACUUCAUUGAAUUGAUGGAGAUGCUGAAUCCUCAUUCAAGGCCCAAGAACUGGUUAGAGUUGCUUCCAGGAAAGUGGCGUCUAUUAUACUGCACGGGUAGGCACAUAGGCUUAACCUUUCGCCAGCCUUCUUCUCGUGUCCUUAUUGGUGAUGCCAUUCUGACUGUUUCAAGACCAUCAAAAAUGAAUACUAGCCUAUCAUUCACCUCUGCUGUGGACUUCACAGUCAUGACCAGUGAUGAUUGGCCUCAUGACAAGACUGGUGUAACUGGGAAAUUGGACAUUAACUCUUCGUUUAAACUAAUGUCUGGAAGACGAUUAUAUAUUAAGGAAGAGAAGACAACAGCAAGGUUGUCGUUUGGUCAGUCAAACAAUUUGGAUUCCGCAAUGAAGAAGUUAUCAGGGAAAAAAUGGAAGAAAGUAAUUCCUUAUAAGGAGUUCCCUUCUAGUCUCCCUGUGGCAAAGCUUGUUUCAGGUGAAAUAGAGGUGACGAUGAAUAUAAAUGACGAACUCAAAAAAGAUGUUUCUGCAGGAAAUGUUGUUCAAGAAGUACGCACACAAAUACCUCCUGAAAUGUUUGAUUUGUCAAAGCUUGUUUGUGGGACAUUUGUGGACUCAAGGCUACUAGUCCUUCGUGGGGUGAAUGGUUCAGCUCUCUUGUUUACUAGGUCCUGUAUUGAUGAGAAAUUGUAGAUAAACUUUGGUUACAUGUGUAAAUUAUGUAUUCUGUAGGUUAUAGAAUGCAUUCCUUUAGUUUAGCUAAAAAGAAAUUCCCCUUUCAGUGUAUAAAAUUGUUAAAUAAAUUCAAGUAGUCAGUUAUUUUCAUUUUCA
Molecule: messenger RNA, 2401 nt
Organism: Mercurialis annua (annual mercury)
Lineage: Eukaryota; Viridiplantae; Streptophyta; Magnoliopsida; Malpighiales; Euphorbiaceae
Product: probable plastid-lipid-associated protein 14, chloroplastic
Exons: 14
Coding region: 224-2263 (679 amino acids)
Biological process (GO): protein phosphorylation
Molecular function (GO): ATP binding; protein kinase activity
Source: RefSeq, a predicted model, not a curated record